Messenger RNA from Poecilia latipinna (sailfin molly), 2000 nucleotides. RefSeq names its product B cell scaffold protein with ankyrin repeats 1. Gene Ontology annotation, biological process: negative regulation of phosphatidylinositol 3-kinase/protein kinase B signal transduction; B cell activation; negative regulation of B cell activation. Bases 1 to 1824 code for a protein of 607 amino acids. The record is from RefSeq and is a predicted model, not a curated record. Gene Ontology annotation, molecular function: signaling receptor binding; protein tyrosine kinase binding. The transcript has 15 exons. NCBI's taxonomy places the organism in Eukaryota, Metazoa, Chordata, Actinopteri, Cyprinodontiformes, Poeciliidae.
AUGAGCCGCACAGAGAAACUGCUCAUCAUCUACGAGACGGAGGCGAAGCAGUGGGCCACCUACCUCCAGUCAGCCUUCACCGGGCAAAUCCCUGAAGAUGGCAUCUGCUGCUACGACGUCAACACGCUGUCCAGAAAAGACGACUUUGUCGAGUUGUCUCGCUACGCCUGCAAGCUGCUGAUCCUUUCCAAGGGGAUGCUGGAAGGUCUUCACCGGAAGAGGGGCUUCUUCCUGUCCAGGGUGCUGAGUCCUGCAGCCUGUGUGGCGGUUCUGCUGUGUGGCGUGGACAGUCUGACCCCGCUGCUGGACCAGGUGCCCAUCAACGCUGACGAGUGCCUGCAGAUCUCCUGUGAGCAAGACGCUCCAGAGUAUGUGUGCAACGUGAUGGAUAUUAUACGAAAAGGUGGAUCAGCAAUGGCAGCAAAUGCGAACCCCAUGACACACAGACCAUCUGGAUCAGAGCAGAGGGACGAGCAGAUGCAGUCAUCUCGAGCCUACGGGGUCAAAUCCAGGGUUGUUAUCGUCCCCUCAAGGGUUCCCUGUGGGAGCUCCUCGGAGGUUUUCAUACUCCUGAAAAACGACUCGGCAGCCUGCGACUGCGAGGUCGAGUUCAAGGCAGAGAGGAAGAUAGAGAGAGUGAAGCCUGUCUGCUGGAGUGAGCGCAUCCUGUGUGUCAGUACACCAGCUGAUUUUCCUGCUGGAAAUGUGAGUGUGACUGUCUACAGUGGUGGGAAAACCUUUACCAGCUCUAAACUGCAGUACUACACAAGAAUUGAAGAACUCACCCAUCUUCUGUCAAGUGUGGCAGACCCUGUAGAGUUCAUGUGUCAGGCUCUUCAGGCUUGCUCUGUGGAAAAGUUGGAUCAGAAGUUGUCUUCCAUGCUGCUGGAGCUGAUGCCCACAGGAGGCUUUCAGGGACUGCAAGUAGAAAACACGCAAGAAAGAGCAGAGGUCCACCAUGGAGACGUGCCCUCACUCCUCCACUUCGCCGCUCGGUAUGGAUUCAGGAGCGUCUCGGGUCUGCUCCUGCAGUGUCCGGGCGCUGAACGAGCUCUGCGCACGGCUAAUCGACAUGGACAGACUCCUGCAGAGAUCGCCAAAAGCCACGGCCAUAAAGAGCUUCACGUCAUUCUGAAGGAGAAGCUGAAGAUGCUUGGCUCGGGCGACGACAACAGUGUGUAUGAAAUGAUGUGCAACGCAAGCAAACAGAGACAAUGUGAGGGGGAGGACGAGGAUCUCUACACGCCACUCGGGGUGACCGACGAAUCGAAUUCCAACUUCAAAUCUGAAAAGACCUUAGACCUUACCAACCGUCCGCCAGCACCCACACCGAGGCCUGAGUGCAUGCAGCUGAAAGAGGGCAAGACCCCAUACAUUGCACAAGUUUUUAAAAAGAAGAAAAUACCCAGGGGAGACACUGAUGUGUAUUCACUUACAUCUAAGCAGGCUCAAAGACAAGAAGGCGGCGCCUCUGCCACCUACGACACCUUCGUACCCAAUCAGAUGCAGCGCGAACAGCUGGCGGAGCUCCAGCAGAGGAUGAAGACCGGUUCGUUCUCUGUGGCCAAGGCUCUCAAUCACAUCAGCGACCAGCAGCAGGUCAAAAAGAGCGCCGUUAACAGGCAGGAGGAGAAGCUGAGUCACCUGAGAGCCGGCGUCAUCAACAACAGAGACGACUGCGUGUACGAUAAAAUCAACAAUGUUCACCUUACACCAAGCCAUCAGGUGAACGAGAGUCGCCGAGGAAACCAGCCGUCUGACUCUGGGUUUUACACAAAGCCACUAAACAAGCAGCAGAGCUUUCGGAGAGCUGACAAACGGUGAACGUGCAUGUUAACGUUAUUUACAAGAUAUAAUUUUUUUCCCCAAAAUACGCUUCUCUUCUUUACGUGGACAUCCAAUGAAACCAAAGUUUUCUGUUUUAGUUUCUAUGUUAUGGGAAUCGGCCAGUUUAUGAAAAAGGAAAUCACACCCCACAGAGUUUUCACUUUUUUUUGUAU